AUGCGCUGGCGCGCCAUUGUCUUAACCUGCGUCUACGAUAUUGACGCGUCUGCCGUUGCAUCGGUUAUGGGCGUGUCGACCCGCUCAAUUUACCGGUGGGGUUUGUUGUUUCGACGGCGUGGUAAUGUCAUCCCCAAUGCUAGUAUUACAAGGAAACAACGCUGGUCGCCCGAGUGCAUCGCGUUUAUCAUGGGCUACGUGGUCGAGCACCCAUCAUUCUACGUCGAAGAACUUCAAGAAGCUCUCCGGCGUACGUUC
Molecule: messenger RNA, 258 nt
Organism: Phytophthora sojae
Lineage: Eukaryota; Oomycota; Peronosporomycetes; Peronosporales; Peronosporaceae
Exons: 1
Source: RefSeq, a predicted model, not a curated record